AUGGCCCGGCGCCUCCUUAUUUCCAGUUUUCGCCCGCCAAUAGAGUUCAAAGAUCCGAAUGCGUUUCGAUAUCGAAUCGCCGAUGAUGGAGAACGAGAGCUGAGCGGAACGAAGGGCCAAGUGAAUUACACGUAUACGUUUGACUACGAUCUGCAACGACUUGAAGAAUACAAAGUGACACUGUUCGCCGAGGAUGACCACUACUGUCACACAGACGACGCCACCACCUACUUCAACACCUCGGCCAUCGAACCGAUGUUACCACCUCGUGCAAUCACGAGAACCUCAUCUUCAUCGUUGGAGCGCAUCUCAGAAACACAAUCCAUUCCUCAAAAGUUCAACACUACCGCCGCUUGGCAUUCCAUCCUUGAAACGAACAUCCUCUAUCGCCAACCAAUCGAAUUCCGAACUCCACAAACCGAAGAGGAAUGGCUCAUUCCCAGUGAUGAUGUCAGCGUGGGCGGCGUGAUUGGAGAGGGUGCAUUUGGCCUGGUCUGUAAAGGCACGAUGAGUGGUCCGAAAGGAAUGGCCGUUCGGGUGGCGAUUAAACAGCUGAAAACGAAUGCCAUCGAUGAAGAACGCGAGGAAUUCCUACGCGAAAUGGAUAUCAUGAAACAGGUUGGUCGUCACCCAAACAUCGUGACGAUGUAUGGGCUCUGUGAAGAGCCGGAUUUUCAGUGUAUGGUGAUGGAAUAUGUGCCUUUUGGCGAUCUCAAGCACUAUUUGCAAAAUCUGCGCAAGCAGGUGAGCUCUGUGCUCUCUCGAAUUUCA
Ostertagia ostertagi is the source of this 771-nucleotide messenger RNA. The record is from the annotation of a GenBank genome assembly. NCBI's taxonomy places the organism in Eukaryota, Metazoa, Nematoda, Chromadorea, Rhabditida, Trichostrongylidae.